AUGACUUUCCACUGCAGGCCAUGUGCUUUCUUUUGCACCGCUUUACUGCUCACAGUGGUACUGACCAGUCCGGCCUUGGGAGAUGGAGAACACAAGUGUCCAAAGAAUCAGUUUUACCUGUUUCCCUGUCGCUGCCUUUCAGGCGGCUUCAAGGGCAUCAGUCUUCUCUGUGAUAACUCCAACCUGGCCACCUUUGCUUUGGCGCUAAGCAACGUCAAAGAGCCCAUCAACUCGCUGGUGGUUACUAACUCAAACAUCACCCGACUUGUUGGUCAACUCUUCAAGGAAAAAUCAGUCCACUCGCUGACGUUUCGGCACAGCAAUCUGCGCGAUGUGGACAGUGACAGUUUGACUUGUCUCAAGAACGACAUUCGUUCGCUGUCAUUUGAGGAAAAUCAGUUUAAAAGUAUUCCCGACAGCAUAAAUGUGCUUCUCAACCUGACCAGAGUAGUUUUUGCCAACACUGCCUCGAUCAGCGAAGUGAAAAGUGGUGCAUUUAAGAAACUGGUCAAUUUGAUCGAAGUUGAUCUGCACAACAACUCUAUCAAAAAGAUUGAAUCGGCCACAUUUGCCCCCUUAGUAGUGCUCGAACGACUGGACCUGAGUCACAACCAGCUGAGCAAACUGGAACGCAAUCUAUUCCGCACCAACAAGAAGCUUAGUUAUCUUGACUUGUCGUACAAUAAAUUUAAAGAAAUUGGAACUGAGCCGAAACUCUUUUCAAACGACGACCCGUAUCAAGCUGAUUGA
Messenger RNA from Rhagoletis zephyria (snowberry fruit fly), 750 nucleotides. Lineage: Eukaryota; Metazoa; Arthropoda; Insecta; Diptera; Tephritidae. The record is from RefSeq and is a predicted model, not a curated record.